Molecule: messenger RNA, 1287 nt
Organism: Salvelinus namaycush (lake trout)
Lineage: Eukaryota; Metazoa; Chordata; Actinopteri; Salmoniformes; Salmonidae
Product: bone morphogenetic protein 7-like
Exons: 7
Coding region: 1-1287 (428 amino acids)
Biological process (GO): SMAD protein signal transduction
Cellular component (GO): extracellular region
Molecular function (GO): growth factor activity; cytokine activity
Source: RefSeq, a predicted model, not a curated record
AUGGUUUCAUUUUUGGAUAGACGUACCCCUGCUUUGUUCCUCGUAUGGAGCUACUGCGUCCUGGCGGACACAGUAUUUUCUAACUUUUCCCUGGACAAUGAGGUUCACUCGAGUUUCAUCCACCGGCGGCUGAAAAGCCAGGAGCGCAGGGAGAUGCAGCGAGAAAUCCUCUCGAUACUCGGGCUCCCACACCGGCCGCGACCGCAUCUCCACGGGAAGCACAACGCGGCCCCAAUGUUCAUGAUGGACCUGUACAAUGCCAUGUCCACGGAGGGGGAAGAGGACGCGUACUCCUAUCCAUACAAACCCGUCUUCACCACCCAGGGGCCGCCGAUAGCAACUCUACAGGACAACAACUUGCUAAACGACGCAGACAUGGUUAUGAGCUUUGUCAAUUUAGUGGAGCACGAUAAGGUGUUUCUCUCGGUCCGGCGGCACCACAGAGAGUUUCGUUUCGACCUAUCACGUAUCCCCGAUGGGGAAGCGGUCACCGCUGCAGAGUUCCGCAUCUAUAAGGACUUCAUUCACGAGUGCUUUGAGAAUGAGACCUUCCGCAUCAGUGUCUACCAGGUGCUGAAGGAACACAACGACAGGGAGUCGGACCUGUUUCUGUUGGACUCGCGGGUCAUCUGGGCGGCUGAGGAGGGCUGGCUGGUGAUUGAUGUGACAUUGACCAGUAAUCACUGGGUUCUGAAUCCUGGACGCAACCUGGGCCUGCAGCUGGCUCUGGAGAGCACCGCCGGUGAGAGUGUGAACCCGCGGAUGGCAGGGCUGAUCGGCCUCAGUGGUCCUCAGAAUAAACAGCCCUUCAUGGUGGCCUUCUUCAAAGCCACAGAGGUGCACCUGCGCAGCAUCCGCUCAGCACCAGGGGGCACCAAACAACGCAACCCCAACCGCUCCAAAGGGGCCAACAAGGGCCAGGAGGCACUCCGAGUGACAAACAUCGCAGAGAACAGCAGUGCUGAUCAGAAGCAGGCAUGCAAGAAACACGAGCUCUAUGUCAGCUUCAGAGAUCUGGGGUGGCAGGACUGGAUCAUAGCUCCAGAGGGCUAUGCAGCUUAUUACUGUGAGGGAGAGUGUGCCUUCCCUCUCAACUCCUACAUGAAUGCCACUAACCACGCCAUCGUGCAGACACUAGUCCACCUAAUAAACCCAGACACCAUUCCUAAGCCCUGCUGUGCUCCCACCCAGCUCCAUGCCAUCUCAGUGCUCUACUUUGACGACAGCUCCAAUGUCAUCCUCAAGAAGUACCGCAACAUGGUGGUCAGAGCCUGUGGCUGCCAUUAG